UGAAUAAGAAUUUGGUGAGUCUGCAAAUUUCUUUGCAGCUUCAUAUCCUUGUUAUUUCCAGAUAUUUCAGUGUGGUGAAUCGGACGCAGAGGGAGGAGCUGGCUGGAAGCUGUUGAUGUUGGAUUUGGACAUGGCAGAAUUAAAAAGGAUAUUGACCAUUUUCAUGGUGAUUGGCUGCCUUAUAAGUCAUGGGAAGGCACAGCAACAAUGCUCAACUGGGUUUCUGAUGGACCAGCCGUCGGGCCAGUGCUUAGAUGUUGAUGAAUGUCGGACUAUUCCUCAGGCCUGUAGAGGAGAUAUGGUGUGUGUUAACCAGAAUGGUGGCUAUUUAUGCAUUCCUCAAACAAAUCCAGUUUAUCGAUCACCGUAUCUCAGUCCUUACUCUAACAUAUAUCCACCACCUCCAGCACCAGCUCCUGCUCCCAAUUAUCCUACUGCUACCAGACCUGUCAUUUGCCGAUUUGGUUACCAAAUGAGUGAAAACCAAUGCGUGGAUGUUGAUGAAUGUGCAUCCGAAUCACAUCAGUGCAACCCCACCCAAAUCUGUAUCAAUACUGAAGGAGGAUACACUUGCUCCUGCACAGAAGGAUAUUGGCUCUUAGAAGGACAGUGUUUAGACAUAGAUGAAUGUCGCUAUGGUUAUUGUCAGCAGUUGUGUGCCAAUGUACCUGGCUCCUACUCCUGUACAUGUAAUCCAGGAUUUGUCCUGAAUGAUGAUGGAAGAUCAUGCCAAGAUGUGAAUGAAUGUACAACUGAAAAUCCUUGCGUGCAAAACUGUGUCAACACCUAUGGCUCAUUCCUUUGUCGCUGUGACCCUGGCUAUGAAUUGGAGGCUGAUGGUAUCAGCUGUACUGAUAUGGAUGAAUGCAGCUUUUCAGAAUUUCUUUGUCAACAUGAGUGUGUCAAUCAGCCAGGCAGUUACUACUGCUUCUGUCCUUCUGGCUAUGUUCUUCUUGAUGAUACCCGAAGCUGCCAGGAUAUUAAUGAAUGUGAGCUUGGGAACCACACUUGUACCUUGCAGCAAACAUGCUUCAAUGUUCAAGGUGGAUUCAAAUGCCUAGACCCAGUAAGAUGUGUGGAACCUUAUAUCCAGAUCAAUGAAAAUCACUGUAUAUGUCCAGCUGAAAAUCCUGCGUGUAGAGACCAGCCAUUCACCAUUCUGUACAGAGACAUGGAUGUCUCAGGUCGCACAGUGCCAGCUGAUAUAUUUCAAAUGCAAGCAACUUCCCGCUACCCUGGUGCUUAUUACAUCUUCCAGAUCAAAUCAGGAAAUGAAGGCAGAGAAUUCUACAUGCGGCAAACUGGACCUAUCAGUGCUACUCUAGUGAUGACCCGUCCUCUGAAGGGGCCACGUGACAUUCAAUUGGACCUGGAGAUGAUUACUGUUAAUACCGUCAUCAACUUCAGAGGAAGCUCUGUCAUUCGGCUGAGGAUAUACGUGUCGCAGUAUCCCUUCUAAACCCAGAGUUUCACUGCUUUCUUUAAAAAAAAUAAAAUAAAAUAGAGCUGAAAAGGACAUUAUCCCUUUUCUGCCUGAACUUUCUCCUCAGGAGUCAGUGCAUCUAGUAAUUCAACAUGAAAUCAGUAUUAAAGGUUGUCACAGUGGCUUACAUCAUAGUGAUGGGCCAGACUUCCUCAUGGUUGGAAGCCACCUGAGCUUUGCAUUGUCAAUGGAUUCCUUAGGUGGUUUUUGUUUUCACUGAUCACUGUGCUGUUAAGAAUAUUUUGUCUUGCUUUCCAAACUUUUAUAGGGUGUGAUUAUAAGCUUAAGAUACUGUGAAGUUCUCCACCUUUUAUAAUGGUAACACUGCUUGGCAAAAGCACCAGGGAAACUGCUGUUCUGCUCGCUUUCCCUUUCAUUUUUUAAAAAGACAAAAAACUAACAACAAAAUGACACCUAUAGAAUCUGGGAAGCAGUAGCCACUAUCGCAAAAGCUGUCUGUGGAAUGAUCAGUUCUGAUCCUUGCAUGCUUCUCAAUAGAAACAGUCCCUUAUUGAUCUUGCUUUCUUUUUCUCUGGAUGAAAGAUGUUCCUUCCCAUCAGUCCCAGUUCCUUACUGCAUAAAAAUGCUAACCAGGAUCCAAAAAACCACGUAACUAGUUCCACAUGCCCAAGAUGACUAUGGGCUUAUGCUCUUAAACAGGGUCCCUCCGCUCCACCUUCAAAAACAGUUUGUGAUAUGGCAUAUGGUUAGCUGUUCAAAGAAGAAAAAACUCAAAAAUCCCACUGGACAUUCCCAAGCCCAUGGGCAUGCAUAAAGUAGCUCCUUAGAUCAAAGCUAUUAUGAGUAAUUGAUUUUUGAAGAAGAAACCUGCAUGGUAUAUUUUAAAGUAUUUAUUUGUAAAAAUAUGUAGGGCCUGAUUCUCCAUUUAAUUUUAUAUUUCAUGCUUAUAUCACCAGCUGGUCAAUUGGUCAAUGGUUAUUAUAGAGCAUGAAAAGUUAAACACACUUAAGUCACAUUACAGAAGCUCUGAUAUAUGUCAUGCAUUCAGCACACAUAGAAAGCUCCUCCAUUCUCAUCUGUGAUCAGAGAAAGCUUUGUGUGUGCAAAAAAUAAAGUGGAGGGGCCUUGCCAUGUGGUACAACACAUGCUUAGAAUGCAUAAAGUUCUAUGUUCAGUCUCCACCAUCUCGGCUUAACAAAAGCACAGGCAGCAGGCUGAGAAAAAUUUCUGCCUGAGAUACUGGAGACAGAGCUGCUACCAGCAGGAGUAGACACUAUUGGGUUAGGUAAACCAAAGGUUGGAAUCAGCACAAAUUAGCUUCCUUGUAUAAACGUGGAUCAUUUCUCUGCAAAAAAACACUACCCAAAGUUCUGUAGGUAGUACAAAGUGACUCAUGCCCCAUAUUCUUUAUUCACUUAUGGAUUUAUACAACGUGUCUGAUUUGGGAAGCUUCUAUCUCUGAAAUCUAAAAUAUCCCAAGAUGUGAAAUAUUUCACUGUCUAUUUUCUGUUUCUAUUAGCUCGCAGCUGUGGUUGAGCAAACACAGGAUUUAGCUAACAUGAAUAAGCUAAGCAGAAUCUAAUUCCAGUCUCUCUCUUAAUGCAAAUGCAAAAUAGUUUCCUUUGUUUGAAUUUGAAUACUAGUGCAGUAGUCAACAAGCCUGGGGCUGCAAAAUGAUCAAUUAAGAAGCAAAGAACUUGACUGUACUUCCCCUGUGAUUUUAGUAGAAAAUAAUUGUGAUGAUACACAUAUUUGGAGAGCAUAUAUUUGUGGGAGCAAUAAUUGAAUGAACUCAUACUGGAAGUACAACUGUGAAUAUAGUUUCUGUUUUAUAAGCAAUACUUCCUCCCAGAUUUUUUAAUGAGUUUAUUUCCAGCAUUAAUAGUAUAAAAACACAUGUGCUUUAAUAUAAUUUCAGUACAUUGAAGUAAGUAGGCAGUAAGUAGAUUGCUUAUUUGAGUGUGAAGAAUUGGAAAUGUUUCUUGCUUAAUUGCAUGCACAGAGUUUUCUGAGAGGAAAAAUUGGUUGUUCAGGAGCAAAUAGUAAUUAUACAAGUAGUUCACAGUGGGAUUAUAUGCUGGUUAGUCCCCCCAAUACACUGAUCAUAUAAAAGUUUGAAUUCCUGGUCCAGCUAUGCUUAACUUAUAGAAUGUUUUAACAUGUUAAUUUUUAUGGGAUCAACUUCUACUGUUUGAAUAUCAACAUAAUCUUUCUAGACACAAAGAUGUGCAGAUCAAAGGAAAAUAAGAUUAUAUAUCCAGGUGUGGACUCUGAAAAACCUUCCCUUGAAGCUACCAGGGAAAGGGCACUAUGUGAGAUGCACCAGCUCUGUGGACAUGAUAGACUAACGCAGCAGCUGCAAUGAUGCUGAAAGGGGGACAAAUUUAACUGAUCUUCUCUUCUCCCAGAAGUCCUCUGUCACCUGAAUAUGUCCCUGAGGGUCAUGCAGCCCUCAGUGAUAUAUUUUUAAGUGAUACAGAGGAUUUCUGGGGGAAGAGGAGAUCAGUUAAAUUCUGCCGCCCUGCCCCCGCCCCCACCACGAGAUUGCCAUUGCUGUGUAAGUUGGGAACUCUUCAGCAGCACCAGAACUCUUCAUACAGUGCAAGCGCUGUAUUAGUCAGGAUGUCAGCCAAUACUUACUUUGUAGUUUUUUUACUGCAUCCUCAGAAAGGCCUUAAGCCUUAAUCUUUGCAUAGUGACUGACAAUACAACAUCUCUGAUUUUCACUAGCAUAGUGCUAUAAAUUUUAAUUUAUUUACCCUGCUUAUCAGCAAUAUUUGCAUAUUCUCAAUCCAUAAAAAUAUCAUGAUUUGAAGGAACUCUGGAACCUUGAAAUAACAAAACAUGUAAAUUGAACAAUAGAAUCUUGUUACUUAUUUCAUAUUGGCAAAAUAAUGCAAUCAAAAAUCUGCGAUCAAAGAAAGCAAACUAAAACCUUCAAUUUUCUCUUUAUUGCCUUUUGUGCUGUACACAUGUGCCUAUGUAUGCACAUAGAGGGAGGAGGGAGAAACAAGACUUUAUUGAGCAUGGCAAUUAUGGCCGCAAUAGACUGGAUUUAAUUAAAACUGUGUUGUAAAUUUUUGUUUUAGAAUUCUGGAGUUAGCAAAUAGUACUGGUCCAUUUAAAAAGGCAGCCCAAAUAUGUAGGCUGCCAUUUUAUAUCAGAAAGUUAGGAGACACAAAAGUGAAAAUCUUGCCAUUAUUUUUCCUGGCUACCUUUACCAAUGAGGUAACUGCUUAUCAUCAAAGUUAAAACCAAAAAGAUGAGAAAAGGAAAAAUGGAUUAGUGACUGAGUAUGUAUUUCUUCCUUUGAUUGUAAAGAAAGGAGAUAGUUCCAGCUUCUGUCAGUGGGGUAAUACUGGAGCAUAAAUGUGUCUUUUUAGAAGUUGUGCGAUCAUUACUUCCUGGAUACAUGGGUAUUGUAGACUUGUUUCUGGAAAACAGAUACCAAAGCAACCAGACAAAUGUCAAUGAAUGCCCUCUGGUGUUACAAGUCAUUCUUGCAAGCUGCCUGGAGAUGGAAUCCAUUUUUUGCUUUUGCAAUUUUGGCAGAGGUCCUGAGAUUACAUUUUCACAGGCAGCCGAAUGAAGUCAGUAACACAAGCUUGGUUUCACAGCUUACAUCUGCAAGUGCUUCUGUGAAGAAAAUAAAUCUCCUUUUUCCUAUUUCAGUAUACCCUGCAUAUGCUAGGUCAUCAAUAAAUACCAGCAAAAUGCCCAUCGUUAACGAGGGUCUUAACAUUCCUUGCUCUGCAGAUCUGUCAGUGAGGGCUGAGCCACGCCAGUCACGGUUUAUGGAACCUCACUGCAAGGGUGCCAAGUGUAGCACUUUAUCCCCCCCCCCCCCCGUGAAUAAUUACUAUGCCACUCAGAGGCACUACUUGACACAGGAACUAGAUCUGUUUCCUUCCAAGUGACCUCAGUCACCGAGACUCAAGCAUGUUUUUAUCCACAUAGCCCUGGCCCUACAUUUGCAUAGCCCCAACCUGGAUCCUGUUUCUCAGUCAAACAAGAGUGUGACAGAAACGUGAGAACUGACUAUAUAUAGCUAUACUAUAUUGAAUGGGAAAUUGUAUGUUUGUAGAGCCAUGCUGUACAACUUCAGCCCUCCAGCUGUUGUUGAACUACAACUCCCAUCAUCCCAAACCAGAGGAGUCAAUUGUCAGAGAUGGUGGGAGUUGUAGUUCAACAACUGCAGGAGGGCCAAAGUUAUGCAGCCCUGAUGUAGAGUAACCAGAACAUGUAAAACACCUCACACAUGAUAGUACCACAUAAUUUAUAUCAAAGCUUCUAGAUUCAGACUUCAUUAUCCACAUCAGCAGAGGCUUCACUGAAGGUCAUAUAGCUACCCUCACAUCCACAUUCCAGCCUGCCAAGCAUCUGAUAUAUUCUGAAACUAAUUUGCCUCACAAAAGGAGAUACUGUAAUUUAAGCUGCAGUUAAUCAGAGACUUAGUUGUUUCUGAUUCUUUCAUGCUGAAAUCCUUAAUUUGUAUCUGAAACAAAAUAUUUUAAAAUGAUUGUAUUUUUAUUGUGAGGAACUCACCAUUGUCUAGGACAAUGUGGGACUUUAAAAAAAAGCUUUUGUAAAGAAAAUAAAGAACAUUUCAUUUGCAAUAAAGUUAAAUUGUUUUUUGUUGUGAA
Molecule: messenger RNA, 6087 nt
Organism: Hemicordylus capensis (graceful crag lizard)
Lineage: Eukaryota; Metazoa; Chordata; Lepidosauria; Squamata; Cordylidae
Gene: FBLN5
Product: fibulin 5
Exons: 12
Coding region: 116-1459 (447 amino acids)
Molecular function (GO): calcium ion binding
Source: RefSeq, a predicted model, not a curated record